AUGUCUUCCCACGAAAAGCUCUCCGCCGCAGCCAACGAUCGCAAAGCGCGUCUCGCACAGCUGAAAUCCCUUAAGCGAAAACAGGCGCCAACCUCGGACGAAGCAGACGCCGCUCCCUCUCCCCCCGCACACCAAGCAGAGAUCUCCGACGCAAUUGUUCGGACAGAAGAAGAAGGUGAGGCACCGUCAGUAGCCACCACCUACCUCUCUGGCCGCAACUACGAUCCGACCACGCGCAAUGUCAAACUUGGCUUCGACAAUCUGCCCAUCGCAGACCCCACAAACACGCUCGAGUACAAAGCACAGCAAUUAGCGCUCGAAACCAAGGCGCAGCAGGAAGCCGAAAACAAAGAGGACAAUGGGCUGGACCUGUUCAAGCUACAGCCCAAGAAGCCAAAUUGGGACUUGAAACGCGAUCUGGAACAAAAGAUGAAGAGCCUCGAUGUUCAGACGGAAAACGCAAUUGCGAAACUGGUGAGAGAGAGGGUGGAGGCGCAAAAGGUGAUACGGCAGAAGAAGCCUGCAGACGGAGAGGGAGAGGAGGUGGGCAUGGAGGGAAGCGAGCUGGUCGAGGCUAUGCAUUUGAAGGAGCAAGAAGAGGCCAGAGAUCGGAGGCGGGAUGAGGAGGACGAGGAUGGAAUCUACCGGGCGAAAGUGCGCAUUGGCACAGCCUUCACACUUGCCCUGCAUGAGGCCAUCAGCGACCGAGGACCAUGUGACAUAUUGGAAAGCGUGAAUAUCCGCUCGAAUCCAUCUGUCAGAUCCAAAACCAGAUGGAAGUCAGUAGCCAGGGCAUGGAUCUGA
Molecule: messenger RNA, 804 nt
Organism: Plenodomus lingam JN3
Lineage: Eukaryota; Fungi; Ascomycota; Dothideomycetes; Pleosporales; Leptosphaeriaceae
Cellular component (GO): post-mRNA release spliceosomal complex; U2-type spliceosomal complex
Source: RefSeq, a predicted model, not a curated record